AAAAAAAGAGCUGAAGAAGAGUAGCUCCAAUCUGAUUGGAGGAAGUAAUAAAUCAACAACGAAAGAUGGCUGAAGUGGUAGAACUGCAAAAGCUGAAGCUUGCUGAACUGAGGCAGGAGUGUGAGGCCCGAGGUCUGGAAACAAAGGGAAACAAAGGAGAGCUCAUCGCACGUCUCCAAGCCUACCUGGAUGAGCACGAGGAAGAUGUGGAUGUCGAUGACGUGCUGGCGGAGGAUACAGUGGAUUUCAGUAAAGUUGAGAGUUCCAACAACAUAAAAGCAGACAAUCACACUGAAACAGCUGACAGUGAUCCACCUGCGGAGAAGAAGGUGGUGAAAAUAACUCCUCCGUUAUCUGCCAGUGAAAGACUUCAGAAGAGAGCUGAACGUUUCAACAUGCCAGCAACAUCUGACAGCAAAAAGGCCAUACGUGCAGCGAGGUUUGGUUUACCUGGUGAUGAUUCAAGUCCUCCUCCAGGGGUCGUUGCCAACAGUAAAGCUGCUGUGAACGUGGACCAGCUGAAGAAGAGGGCAGAAAGAUUUGGAAUGAACGUUUCGUCCAUUUCUCAAAAGAUGGAAGAGGAUGAAAAGCUGAAAAAGAGGAAGGAGAGGUUUGGGAUCUUAACAAGUGCGUCAUCGACCGGUGGAGAGGACGUUGAGGCGAAGAAAAUGAAGCGCGCUGAAAGAUUUGGAAAAGUGUAAAUGACGUUUGUUUUUGUAAGUGUUUUUAUGGCUGUAUGAUGUCAGAGCUGCAGGUUAACAAAUGCAACAAACGAUUUCUAGAAAUCAAAAGUACACUAAAACACAGAGCUUUAGGUCACCAUGCCCGCUUGAGAAACUUAGAAACUUCUUAGUAACUAACCAUCAAUCAAUGCCUGAGAGCUAAAAUCCUGUUUCUGUGGACCAGAAAGUGGCUCAGUUUAAGUUUACUUUCAGGCUAAAUCUGGACAUUAUUGAGGAUUUAUUACAUGAACUAAUAAAAAGCAUUUGAUUACACUUAGACAUGAAUAAUUUAAAUAAAAGCUAAAUAAAAAGUCAGUUACUCAUCAAGAGAUGUCCCUCUGGUCUGCCAAAAGAUAUUUUUAACAGAAAACGUGUUGAUUUUUCUGAUUAUGUUUCUCGCCGGUUUUAAAUGAACUGUUUUUAACUGCACUUUUGAUUUCUCAGACAGUCUGUUAAGUUUCUGUUUUUUCUUCAGGGGGGAGGAGGAUUGACCUGCUUUGGUUAGCUGUCCAUUUUCUAACAAUUUGUGAUUUAAUAAAUUUUCAGUUUUUAAAAUCUG
Molecule: messenger RNA, 1281 nt
Organism: Melanotaenia boesemani (Boeseman's rainbowfish)
Lineage: Eukaryota; Metazoa; Chordata; Actinopteri; Atheriniformes; Melanotaeniidae
Product: SAP domain containing ribonucleoprotein
Exons: 11
Coding region: 66-701 (211 amino acids)
Biological process (GO): poly(A)+ mRNA export from nucleus
Cellular component (GO): nucleus
Source: RefSeq, a predicted model, not a curated record